AUGCUUGGUGAUAAGGAAUAUAUUCUGGAUAAUAUUAAAGAUGAACAUUUAUUUAUUCAAAAUUCUGAUUUUUACACUAUAUAUAAAGAAUUUGAUAAAUCAUGCGAUAGUAUUAACAGCGGAGAUGUCUGUUAUAAAGGUUCAAUAGAAGAGUUGUCACAAUUCCCUAAAGUCCAAGAUUUGUUAAAAAAUCUUUACAGUAAUUUACACAAAAUUAUUUCUACUGUUAAAGAAAAUACAAAUGUCUAUUUUGGUAAUGUCAAUCCUGAUGAUAAAAAAUUCUGUUGCACAUACUUGAAAUACUGGUUAUAUGAUAAAAUAAUAACUGAAGGUCUUGAUGGAAAUGAAAUUAAAAAGCUUUUCGAAGGGUGGGAAAAGCAUGUGAAAAGUAAAAUAACAUAUAAUUCUUUAGAACCCUGUUUAUUUCAUAAUUUGAACAUGGAUGAAAUUAAAAAGAUAAAAAAUAUAUAUGCCUUUAAUACACUUUUAUAUCCUAAUGCUGAAAAGUUCAAGAAUUGUGCGCAUAAUGAAUGUAAGUAUAUGGAAUAUUUUGGAGAAGGUUUAAACGAGCUUAAUAAUAGUAUUAAUAAUUGUUACAGUAACAUUCCGUCUGUAAAUUAUUGUAAUGAAUUAAACGAAUAUUUAAAUAUAUGUAAAGCUGAUGAUAAAUAUGCAGGAACUUCAAUAUACCAUGAAUAUAAUGAAAAAGUCUUGGGUUCCGGUAAAAAAUAUCCGUUAUCUGUAGAAGAAUACGAAAAUCAACUACUUCUAAUAUAUGUAAAGAAUAAAAACUGGAUAUAUUAUGGUAAAAACGCACAUCUUUUUAAUCCUAAAAAUAAAAUUAUUACUGCGGUAGCUUCUGCCACAUUUUCUGUUGUAGGAAUAUCCACGAUUUUUUUCUAUUUGUAUAAGGUUAAUAAUACAUACUUUGGAAGCAGGUUUUUCAAUAGAAAAGGGAAAAAUAAAAAAAUCUUAGUUGAUAUUGACGAUAAAGAGCGCAAUACAUUAUUAUAUACAUCAAAUAAUCAACAAAUUCCUUCAAAAAACAGGGAAUAUACUAUGGCAUAUCAAACUUUUAAAAAUUCCUAA
Molecule: messenger RNA, 1089 nt
Organism: Plasmodium vivax (malaria parasite P. vivax)
Lineage: Eukaryota; Apicomplexa; Aconoidasida; Haemosporida; Plasmodiidae
Product: variable surface protein Vir21, putative
Exons: 3
Coding region: 1-1089 (362 amino acids)
Source: RefSeq, a predicted model, not a curated record